Messenger RNA from Astyanax mexicanus (Mexican tetra), 3779 nucleotides. It is a transcript of the gene mfsd11, whose product is annotated as major facilitator superfamily domain containing 11. Lineage: Eukaryota; Metazoa; Chordata; Actinopteri; Characiformes; Acestrorhamphidae. The transcript is spliced from 14 exons. The record is from RefSeq and is a predicted model, not a curated record. Bases 280 to 1638 code for a protein of 452 amino acids.
GUCGAGGACAGACGGAGCGGAGCUGCUUCUUCUGCAGGGGGAAAUAUACAGCAGAAAAACAGGAGAAAUACAGGUGAUAUUUAGGAGAUACGCGGGAACCGGACCUGUGAUUAAAGCGGGGUUCAGUUUGUUUAGAACUGCGGUCGCUGGCGGUAUAUUUACUGGAUAUGGUUCAGCCGCUGUUCGCGCUGUGAAUCAUACUCUCACCGAUGUCAGCAGACCGCCGGCCGGGCCUGCCUGUGUUCACUGUUCUCUCACUGCACUCACCGAGCCUCCACCAUGCUGCAGGGCAGGAAAACCCUCAUCAACAUCUUCAUCCUGGGCAUCGGCUUUAUGCUGAUGUUCACAGCCUUUCAGACCUGCGGCAACAUAGAACAAACUGUAAUAAAGAGUUUUAACAGCUCAGAGUUCCAUGGCAGUGGAUACAACAGCAUGGCUAUUAUCUAUGGAGUCUUCUCAGCUUCAAACCUCAUUGCUCCUUCAGUGGUGGCGGUCAUUGGACCUCAGUUGUCGCUGUUCUUCAGUGGACUGGUUUACAGUGGAUACAUUGCCAUGUUUAUCCACCCUUUUACCUGGAGUUUCUACACUGUCUCUGUCUUGGUUGGGAUUGCAGCUGCAGUAUUGUGGACUGCACAGGGGAACCUCCUCACCAUCAACUCCACAGACUCCACCAUUGGUCGAAACAGUGGUAUAUUCUGGGCUCUGCUGCAGUUUAGCUUAUUCUUUGGGAAUCUUUACAUAUAUGUGCAGUGGCACGACAAAGCUCACAUAUCAGACAAGGACCGUCAGACGGUGUUCAUCUCUCUGACUGUCAUAAGUCUAGUCGGGAACUUCCUCUUCUUCCUCAUUCAGAGAAUCGAGCCAGAAGCUCCGCCCUCCGAGGCGUCCGAGUCACUGCUGCCUGGCGACAACAGUGAGAGCAGUUCAGUGGUGGUAUCACAGAGUCUUUCUACUCAGGCUUUAAACGCAUUCAAGAAGGCCAUACAGCUCGCCAUGACCAAAGAAAUGCUUCUUCUGAGUGUAUCCAUUGCAUACACAGGACUGGAGCUGACCUUUUACAGUGGUGUGUAUGGAACCUGUAUAGGAGCCAUGAAUCAGUUUGGCGAGCAUGCCAAGGGUCUCAUUGGCCUAUCUGGAAUCUUCAUCGGAAUUGGGGAAAUACUUGGUGGGUCCUUGUUUGGUAUUCUGAAUCAGUGGAACCGCUGGGGAAGGAACCCUGUAGUUUUCUUGGGACUGGCUACGCAUUUUCUGGCCUUCUACCUGAUCUUCCUUAACAUAGCCAGCGAUGCUCCCCUGGCUCCUGAGGAAGGCACGGACCUGCGGAGCUUCAUUCCUCCCAAUGUGAAUGUGGCGCUGCUGUGCAGUUUCUUGCUUGGCCUGGGAGACAGCUGUUUCAACACUCAGCUGCUCAGCAUCAUUGGCUUUAUGUAUCGUGACGAUAGUGCCCCUGCCUUUGCAGUCUUCAAGUUUGUACAGUCCAUCACAGCAGCAGUGGCCUUCUUCUAUAGCAACUAUCUCCUUCUGCACUGGCAGCUGCUCAUCAUGGUGCUGGUGGGCUUCGUCGGCACACUGUCCUUCUUCGUGGCCGAAUGGCUGGUGGUCAGCCACCAACGGAACUCGGAUUAUGACAGCAUCUGAUGUUCGAGUGCUCUCCUCCUCCUCCUCCUUACUCUUCAGCUGAUGUUUGGAGCCUGAGCUGGGAGAGUUUUAUUGAAUGAGCUGCAAUUUGCUGGUUUGUUUUUGCUGAUGACAUUUUCGGAACUGUGGGGAACACUUACUACUUUUCCUUUUUCCUUUUUGAUAUUCAGCUGAAUAUUUUUUUAUAUAUGAAGCCAUUACAAAGUCACUGUUUGUUCUUGUUGUUGUUUUUAUUUCUAAAAGUUUUUUUUUUAUUUCUACAGAAGGUCCACCCAGUCCCAAACUUCAGCUUCUAGAAUACAUUACCUGAUUCACAAGCUAUAAAGGGCUUGAUUCCCUACACUAUCAUUUAAUUCAGCAAGAUGGCCUAAAACUGGAUGAUCUUUGAGGACAAAGAAAUCUAAAGCAUUUUAGCAUUUGCUAAUGCUUAUGAAGGGAUAACAUAUAAAAAUAUCACAAAUAUCAAGUGCUUUGCCAUCUGCAUACAAAAAAACUGUUGCAAUUUGCUUCAAAAUAUAAAUAUGCUGUAAACACUGCAUGAUACUAUGCACUGUAAUUCAUUAAAAUAAGUAAUGUGAAGACCUUUACACGUACCAGCCACAGAACGGUUAUAAUGAUAUUCAUACAACAUAAAUAACUGAGGAGGUAUUCAAAGAUGAGUUGUUAGAUUUAUUUGGAGACACCCAGAAUAGUGCAUUCCUUUAAAAGAAAUAUUAUUGCCAAAGAUGUUAGCAUUAAAUGGGAAUUACACCCUGGGAUGUAGUCGGUCAGAGUGGUUUGCUGUUAAAUAGUUGCAGACAAACAUACCAACUCUGAUCUAGGGUUUGCAUUGUUUACAACAUGGCUUUACUUUUACUGUUUAAAACAAACAGUACAUGAUUUGGUUUUUAUUUUUAGUUGUGUCCUGAUAAUAUUUAGUGUAUUUUUUUAUUUGGGAACUUUUAUUCUGCCUGCACUUUUCCACCUUAAACGUAUUUUUGAAAGUUAUAUUUAAGCCAAUACAAUCUUUCUGGAAUCUAAUUGAAUAUUCAGAGCGAUUUGGUCAGUUUGUGGGCUUUUUGUUGUUGUUUUGUGUGAAGCAGCUUUUAGAAUCAGUACACUCUUCUAAAUGGAUGGAUGGAUGAAUGUGUCACCAUCUCUGUGAAACUCUUUGAAGGCCUUUAAAGAUGAUUUCCCUUUGUUUUUUUGUUUGUUUGGUUCUGUUUUUUGAGAACUAGUCAGAUUUUUAUCUUCAGAGCUCCAUCAUUUGUAGAAGACUUGAAAGUAGUGCAUGCACUGCACGUUAAUCUGACUAUGCAGAAAAGAGUUUUAAAUUUUCAGUUAACAAGUGCACAUUCAAGACAGUCAACAGCAUCUGAAUCACUUUCCUAUUUUCCAUGAAUUUAGAAAAUCUUGAUUUCGACUAGAUUUGCAUGAGUUGGUGGGAUGUUGUGUGUAUAUAACUGCAGGUUUAUGCUGUUCAGACUGGACUAUGUAUGAUUAGCACUGCUUCAAUUCAGGGGAAUCUGAAGGAUGUUGAGGGACAUUUAAAUAAAUGUAAACUCAUAUGUGGGAUUGUUUACUUGAAUCAUUUACUUAAACUCUCAAUGGGAUUAGGCAAUAUGCUUUUUAUAUAUAAACUUAAUAUAAAUGUACAUUUGAUCAAACAUUCUUUGACACCUUAUUUGGACUGUUAUUUUGCACUUUUUUUAUUUUUGCUAGUGCUUUUACAGGUUUGACCCACCUAUUUUAGCACUGGUGGAUUCAAGGUGGUGUUGUGCUGUUAUAAAAUGCCUUCUAUGCACUGUGUAAUAGAGACAAUAGGGUGGCAAUGCUGACUAGGGUUCUCCAACAGGUGAAAAAAACAUGAAGUACCCAGAUAGGUGCUCCUGUAAUAAAAGAAGUGCCCUCCAGUGGAUUAAAUGUGCCCUAUAGGUAACCCAUUCCCAUUGUUAAACUUGCUUGUAUUCCAACCAUUCCCGCACACCCUCUUGCCCGACUCCAACAUUGUGUUUCAGUUUCUCAGCCACAGUUUUCUCAGUUAAUUAUUUUCACUCAUUCUUUGUAAAAUGUUUUUCACCGGUACUGAUGUGGACAUUCUAUUACAGAAGGAGUUUGAUCAAACUGUGAGCAUUUGUAAUAAAAAUAUAUGAAGAUGCUGA